Molecule: messenger RNA, 267 nt
Organism: Clunio marinus
Lineage: Eukaryota; Metazoa; Arthropoda; Insecta; Diptera; Chironomidae
Source: the annotation of a GenBank genome assembly
AUGUUUAAGAAGGCACAAUGGAUGAGACUGAAGCUUUGUGCUCUUUAUAAUAACUCAUUACAUGAAAGGAAAAACGGAGGGAAUUUCCCUAAAGGAAAAUUGAAAAGUCGAAGCUUAAAUUCUCGUCGUGGUAUGGGCAGGGUUUUAAACAUUUCAAUGUUGUUCAUGCAAUCACAAACGAUGACUUUAAUAAAAUUGAACAUUCAAACAUCUCUUUGCCCUUACAUUCAGUCUGAAGUUAACGAAGAAGUGAAUGAGUGCAAUUGA